CCUGUUAAAAAAAGUUAUAAAUUGCGAAGUUUUAACUUCUAAUUUUUUUUUAAAGAUUAGUUUGUGAUAAAAACAAAAAAGAACUUGAUAUAUAUUUUAGAUAUCUUAAAGUAUGCUUAAUCACGGUUUUUUGAUAAUUUUGAUUUUGCACAUAAAUCGUGAUUUUACCGCUUGGUCGUACAAUCCUUGGAACUACAAUGGUACAACACCAGAAAUUGAGAAGAUCCUAAACGGGCGUUGUUUAGUGUACAAGUUACUUGAUCCUGAUAGUCGCAAUCCGUCUCUAUUUGUUGAUGUAGAUUGCAAUAUAGUUGGAGGCACAUUUAAAAAAAGCUUUGCCUAUAAAGAUUCUUGUGCAGACAAGUUUGAUGAAUCCAGUUACAACGAGUUUUUCAAUAUAGUAAACAAUAAAAAAUUGCUGAACAACCAGGCUUUGUUUUGGUCUGGCACAAAAGGCUUUGUUCAUGAUUACAGUCACAUAAAAGAUGGUUUCUACACUUUAGAGGACACUCUUUCAGGGUAUCUUGUAAAUGAUUUAUUAUGGUGUGGUUGCAAACCUCAAACACCAAACUGUAAUGAUGGAGUAAACUAUGUGCGUUGUAAUAAAUCAUGCAAUAGUCCAUCUGAUUCUUUUUGGUCAAAAGCAUCGAGAACUUUUGCUGAAAAUGCAAAUGGGACAGCUUAUGUGAUGGUAAACGGAUCAAGUGCUGAAAACGUUACAGCUUAUUAUAAUGGAAGUUAUUUUGGAAAAAUUGAACUACCCACUCUUGGAAAAAUGAAGAGAGUUAAUCUGUUAAUAGUGCUUGUGGUUUUUAAUCUUGAUAGUAAGCCCAAGGAAAAGUGUGGAAAAGGUUCUUUGGUAAAUUUAGUUUCAGAUGCAAAAAAGUAUGGUUUAAAUGUUCAAUGCAGGGAUAAGCCUAGUGACACACUGUUUUUAUUGUGCGCAAAGUAUCCACAAGCAAGGGAGUGUGUUAAGAUGUCAAAUGAUGCUGGUAAACCAAUAUGGAGUAAGAUAUUGUUUGUGCUCAUUACGAUUUCUGUCAUUUUCACAAUGUUUCCAGGUUUUUACGAAGAUGUUUAAGUUAACUUUAUUUGAAAGUGUUUUUAUGAUUUAUAAAACUUUUAUUAUAGUUGUAAAGUUAUUUUUAAUUAGUGUAAAUAUUUUAAUUAUAAUAGGAAGUAGUAUGUUAAAAAAUUUUUAUCAAAGAAUUAUUGUUAUAGUUGCUUUAAAUAGUUUACCUUUUUAUUAUUUUUUUAUAAUUUUUUUUUUGUUGUUGUUGCUUUUUGCUUGAAUUUUUUUUAUCUUCACUUUAUAAACAAAUCGAAGCAU
Molecule: messenger RNA, 1330 nt
Organism: Hydra vulgaris (swiftwater hydra)
Lineage: Eukaryota; Metazoa; Cnidaria; Hydrozoa; Anthoathecata; Hydridae
Product: ADP-ribosyl cyclase/cyclic ADP-ribose hydrolase
Biological process (GO): positive regulation of B cell proliferation
Cellular component (GO): plasma membrane
Molecular function (GO): phosphorus-oxygen lyase activity; NAD+ nucleosidase activity
Source: RefSeq, a predicted model, not a curated record